This is a messenger RNA of Opisthorchis viverrini, 297 nucleotides long. RefSeq lists its product as hypothetical. The record is from RefSeq and is a predicted model, not a curated record. NCBI's taxonomy places the organism in Eukaryota, Metazoa, Platyhelminthes, Trematoda, Opisthorchiida, Opisthorchiidae. Bases 1 to 297 code for a protein of 98 amino acids. The transcript has a single exon.
AUGCACCGACCAUGGACGAAUUGUCAAGUUCGGAGUAGAGACAGUCAACCCCCUGUUAACUUCUUCGCCAAAGCGCUGGAGGACUCGUGCCGCACUCCGAAGACCGGGUUUCAUAAGCAACACGUUUCGCAACACGUGGCCAAGCCAACGACCAUGGAUGUCAAGUUCGGAGUAGAGACAGUCAACCCCCUGUUAACUUCUUCGCCAAAGCGCUGGAGGACUCGUGCCGCACUCCGAACCGAAGGUUUCAUAAGCAACACGUUUCGCAACACGUGGCCAAGCCAACGCAACCUAUGA